GAUCACGUGUCUUUCUACAGCCGGGUAUCUGCGCUCAGCUGUCCAGAAUCUUUUCCCUGAAACGGUUGUAUUUCAUCAAUAUACGGAUAUAUUUUGAGGCCUCAAAAUGCCUAUUUUCUCGGAGCUGUAUUUUAAUGUGGAUAAUGGUUACUUGGAAGGGUUGGUCAGGGGUUUUAAGGCUGGAAUUCUUUCACAGGGAGACUAUCUAAAUCUCGUCCAGUGUGAAACCCUGGAAGACCUGAAGCUCCAUCUGCAGAGCACGGACUAUGGCAGCUUCCUGGCCAACGAGCCAUCGCCCCUCACCGUGUCCGUCAUCGACGACAAGCUCAAAGAGAAGAUGGUGGUGGAGUUUCGUCACAUGAGGAACCAGUCCUAUGAACCGCUGGCAAGCUUCAUGGACUUCAUCACGUACAGCUACAUGAUAGACAAUGUGAUCCUGCUGAUCACGGGCACCCUGCACCAGCGGUCCAUCUCUGAGCUGGUGCCUAAGUGCCACCCGCUGGGCAGCUUUGAACAGAUGGAGGCAGUCAACAUCGCCCAGACUCCAGCAGAACUUUACAACGCCAUCCUGGUCGACACCCCUCUGGCUGCUUUCUUCCAAGACUGCAUAUCUGAGCAGGAUCUGGAUGAGAUGAACAUCGAGAUCAUUCGUAAUACUCUGUAUAAGGCUUAUCUGGAGGCUUUCUACAAGUUCUGCUCCACUCUGGGAGGAACCACUGGUGACACCAUGUGCCCUAUUCUAGAGUUUGAGGCGGACAGGAGGGCCUUCAUCAUCACCAUCAACUCAUUUGGUACCGAACUGUCUAAGGAGGACCGUGCCAAGCUGUUCCCCCACUGUGGCAAGCUGUACCCUGAGGGGCUGGCUCAGCUUGCCCGCGCUGACGACUACGAACAGGUCAAAGCUGUGGCCGACUACUACCCUGAAUACAAGCUCCUGUUUGAGGGAGCCGGCAGCAACCCAGGGGACAAGACACUGGAGGACAGGUUCUUUGAGCAUGAGGUGAAGCUGAACAAGCUGGCGUUCCUGAACCAAUUCCACUUCAGUGUGUUCUAUGCCUACGUCAAGCUGAAGGAGCAGGAGUGUAGGAACAUCGUGUGGAUCGCUGAGUGUAUCGCACAGAGGCACCGCGCCAAGAUAGACAACUACAUCCCCAUCUUCUGAACACACACACCAGAACCUCCCUACAUUCUGAUCUGAACACACACGCACACACACACACACACACACACACACACACACACACACACACACACACCAGUACUUCCCUACAUUCUGAUCUGAACACACACACACACACUUCUUCAUCUCUGUCUUCUAAUCCCACGUAUCCAUCCUUCCACAGCUUCUCUCUGAUCCACAGUUACUGUACAGUCGCUUCUGUCUGAUCCACAGUUACUGUGGAUCAGUUACUGUAGUACACUUAGUUUGACCAUGGACCCCCUAUUCACUAAGUAGUACACUUAGUUUGACCAUGGACCCCCUAUUCACUAAGUAGUGCACUUAGUUUAACCAUGGAACCCUAUUCACUAAGUAGUACACUUAGUUUGACCAUGGAACCCUAUUCACUGAGUAGUACACUUAGUUUGACCAUGGACCCCCUAUUCACUAAGUAGUACACUUAGUUUGACCAUGGACCCCCUAUUCACUAAGUAGUGCUCUUAGUUUAACCAUGGAACCCUAUUCACUAAGUAGUACACUUAGUUUGACCAUGGACCCCCUAUUCACUAAGUAGUACACUUAGUUUGACCAUGGACCCCCUAUUCACUAAGUAGUACACUUAGUUUGACCAUGGACCCCCUAUUCACUAAGUAGUGCACUUAGUUUAACCAUGGAACCCUAUUCACUAAGUAGUACACUUAGUUUGACCAUGGAACCCUAUUCACUGAGUAGUACACUUAGUUUGACCAUGGACCCCCUAUUCACUAAGUAGUACACUUAGUUUGACCAUGGACCCCCUAUUCACUAAGUAGUACACUUAGUUUAACCAUGGAACCCUAUUCACUGAGUAGUACACUUAGUUUGACCAUGGACCCCCUAUUCACUAAGUAGUACACUUAGUUUGACCAUGGACCCCCUAUUCACUAAGUAGUGCUCUUAGUUUAACCAUGGAACCCUAUUCACUAAGUAGUACACUUAGUUUGACCAUGGACCCCCUAUUCACUAAGUAGUACACUUAGUUUGACCAUGGACCCCCUAUUCACUAAGUAGUACACUUAGUUUGACCAUGGACCCCCUAUUCACUAAGUAGUACACUUAGUUUGACCAUGGACCCCUAUUCACUAAGUAGUACACUUAGUUUGACCAUGGAACCCUAUUCACUAAGUAGUACACUUAGUUUGACCAUGGACCCCUAUUCACUAAGUAGUACACUUAGUUUGACCAUGGAACCCUAUUCACUAAGUAGUACACUUAGUUUGACCAUGGAACCCUAUUCACUAAGUAGUACACUUAGUUUGACCAUGGAACCCUAUUCACUAAGUAGUACACUUAGUUUGACCAUGGACCCCUAUCCACUAAGUAGUACACUUAGUUUGACCAGGGAUCUAUAUGGUUUUGGUCAAAAGUAGUGCACUAUAUAGGGUUCCAUUUGUGACACCCCCAGAUACUGUCAUGUAUAAUAUCCAUAGAUGGAGAAGCAGAGUUUACUGAAAUAAUUUUCACCCUCCUGAUACAUGUUCUGUUAUUCUCUGAUAAUGAUACGUGUGUGUGGAUUAUGUGUUUAUAAAUAAUACGUGUGUAGGAAUGAUGUCCUAUUGUAAAUGAGAUGACUGGACCUGAACAGUCCAGGUACUACUGCAAAUUACAUCCUGGGUUGAAAUAGAUGUUAUGUGAUUAUAUAUUGAAGAAAAGAGAAGCGAAUAUGUCAUGUUUAAAACUAUACAAGGAUUUAUAUAUAUUUCAGAAUUAUUUUAAUGAUUUGUAUUAUUAUUUUUUGGGGGCAUGAUGUAAACAUCCAUGUCUCGCUGUCACGGUCCUGUUUAAAAUGAGUUCUGUGUCUUAUUUGUGAAAUGUGUUUAUAAAUGUAAUAAAUACUAUAUGGAAACAAA
Salvelinus fontinalis (brook trout) is the source of this 3048-nucleotide messenger RNA. Its product is annotated as V-type proton ATPase subunit d 1. The transcript has 8 exons. Gene Ontology annotation, biological process: vacuolar transport; proton transmembrane transport; vacuolar acidification. The coding region runs from base 107 to 1162 and encodes 351 amino acids. Gene Ontology annotation, molecular function: proton-transporting ATPase activity, rotational mechanism. NCBI's taxonomy places the organism in Eukaryota, Metazoa, Chordata, Actinopteri, Salmoniformes, Salmonidae. The record is from RefSeq and is a predicted model, not a curated record. Gene Ontology annotation, cellular component: plasma membrane proton-transporting V-type ATPase complex; vacuolar proton-transporting V-type ATPase complex; lysosomal membrane.